This is a messenger RNA of Heterobilharzia americana, 1281 nucleotides long. Lineage: Eukaryota; Metazoa; Platyhelminthes; Trematoda; Strigeidida; Schistosomatidae. The record is from the annotation of a GenBank genome assembly.
GCGGAAUCCAGUUAAGUGUGAGCUUCUUUUAUUUCGUUAAUAACCACUUGAAUCUCUUCCGCGCAAAUUCGUAUUUACCUGCUGUUUUCUCUAUCGAUAUUUAUUAGUUGGCCCUCAGCGUUGAGACCUUAGUAACCGUUGGUUUAAUCUAACUCAAAAUAUUUAUGGUCAGGUACUUGGGUGAUGGUACUACCCAAGAUUGGAUAAUUAAUUGGAUCUUCCCUGAAGUUUAAAUUCAAGAAAUUAUCAAAUACUUGUUGGAUGUCAGGAGUUUCGUGGUAUGCCUCCUAGAACGCUUUUAAAUCUUAAUUCUUCAGUGUAUUGUUACUCAAUUCGUCAGAGGGAAGCAAUGACCCACAGUUACUUGAGAAUCUGAUGAAGAAGUUGGAACUUUUAGGUGCACGGAAAUGCGGUCGAAUACAUAUCGAAAGUGCACUUUACUUUUCUAAUUUUGCCAGAUCCCAGUGUAAAACAUUCCAAGUAAUCACGUCAACUGAGUAUCCUGCAUCAUGUUUUAUCUUCUCAGAUAAUCAAACUGCUCUUGUUGCUGAUUUAUCAUUUCGUGAAUUCCCAGGCUGUUUGAAAGCAUUUUAUCAGCGUAAAAAGAAACUGCAGGUUGAAGCUAAAGGAAUAAAAUACCAGCUGGGUGAUUUCGGGAUUAACUUCAUCACAAUAUUCAUGGGACAGAGUGCGACAGUUAAAGGUUACCUGAUUGAGGUUUCUUUCCAAGCAUCAUGUAUGAUACAUCUGUGCCGUGACAUCCUGAAAGCGUUCAUUACUCAAGUAUUACCAGAUGUAUGUCCCCCAGCUAACAGUUCAACGGAACACAUAUUCAGUCCAUCGUUUUUACAGGCUGUAGAGACUGGUACAUUUGAUACGCCUCGUUGGCCACCGAGUCAAAUAGCUUUCCCUGUGGAACACAAUUUUUUACAAAAUGACUCUCCCCUUUCUCAUGUCUGUGCCAGACUCACUAUGACACAGUAUGCAGAACACAUCAAUGUUGUUAGACGUCUAUCAAGACAAUCUGUAAAUACACCAAGUACAUUAGCAACAGAUGUUUCUGGAUCAUAUGCCACUCCUCCAAAUAAUGCACCUAAUGUGAACAUUUCAUCAAACUAUUCCACAUCCUAGUUUUUUAUCUAUAUUUUCUCUUAAUAAAUAAAAUAUGAGUGCUAUUUAUACAAAUCCUUGACUUCUGAUAUACUUUAUCUUCAUUUCAUGUAGACUAAUUUUUGUAUAUAAAUCUAAUGUUAUUAUAGUCAACUAUCCUCAUCGUGAUUA